Messenger RNA from Helianthus annuus (common sunflower), 1023 nucleotides. RefSeq names its product monosaccharide-sensing protein 1-like. The record is from RefSeq and is a predicted model, not a curated record. The coding region runs from base 245 to 745 and encodes 166 amino acids. NCBI's taxonomy places the organism in Eukaryota, Viridiplantae, Streptophyta, Magnoliopsida, Asterales, Asteraceae. The transcript is spliced from 2 exons.
CUCGUUCUUCAAUUCGGUUUUCAAAAAAUAUCAUCAACACCACCCCUAACCCUAAUUGAAUCACACACAUAGUUACUUAUCAGCCACCAUCGGAGGAAAUAUGCACUUUCUCUUUUGAGAUUCACUUCAGUAUGUUCCAUCUAUGCACAAAUGAUGGAUCCAAUGGUGACUCUAUUCGGAAGUGUUCACGAGAAACAGAACGAAACCGGAAGCAUGAUCUUCCCAAAAUUCGGAAGCAUGUUUCAUGGCGAUCAGCAUAAACCCGGAUGUAGAGAGUAAUCACGAAAAUGGGAACUUAUCCGUGGACGAAACUAAUGAUAAUGUAAAAACCCCGUUGCUAUCGCUUAAUUCAACUAGUGUAGAUAAAGACAUGAUUGCUCCGGUUUCUAGGAGUAUGUUAAACACAGAUCAGCCUAGCGAGUCGAAUAGUGUGAUAGGGAUUGGUGGUGGGUGGCAGUUGGCGUAUACAAAGACCGAAGACGGGAAGAAAGCGGGCGGGUUGCAGCGGAUUUACUUGCACCAGGAGGGUGGUGCAGAAUCCAGACGCGGGUCCAUUGCUUCACUCCCGGUUGCGGAUGAUGGUGACGGGGUUCGGGCCUCGGCUCUUGUUAGUAGAUCAGUUCUUUGUUUAGAUGAUACGAUGGCUCAGAACCCGAUUCAGUCGGGUCUGAUCAAACCACAACAGUCUACUAAAGAUGUGACAAGUUGGGCUGAUCUUUCCAAGCUGGUAUUAAACAAGCAUUGAUUGUUGGUGUUGGGAUUCAAAUACUACAACAGGUGAAUUGUUAUGUUUGAGGUGUAUGGUAAUCACGGUGAAAAAUAAAGAUAAUUCAAUAUAGGAUCUGGAUUCUUUGUUGUGUUCUACUAUGAAUUGUUGUUGAUGAACAAGUUUUACAACUGCUGCUAAUUUUGUACCAAAUUCCACAAGUUUAUAUCCACUUUUUCAUUUAUUUGUUGUAUAAUAUCUUAGAUUUGAGCUACCGCAUCACUUUAUCAGUUGUUUUGUAUUGAUUUUACUCUGAA